ACGGCCCGGCUGGCUGUGCGAUCUCAUAAUCCCAGCAGCCUGGGCAGUGGCCGUACCCGGUUUCCUUUUCCCCACAUGGAUCUCACUGUGUUUCUUUCCCAGGUCCCUUUGCCAAAACCGCAUCAGGGUGAGGAGCAAGUGGCGGGAGAGGGGGGCAGAGAGAGGAAGAUGGCAAAAAUCCCCUCGUCGAGAAGAAACGCCGCGGGCACCCCUGGGUCCCAGCUGUGCCGAGCAGGUUGAAUUCCUUCUUGGAGCCUGUCUCCCUUCCGCGGCAUCUUGCUGUGUCAAGUCUGAUUACUCUAAUCUUCAACAGGCUUCCACAGUACGGGAACUCUGCUCAGAAGUUGGGCAUGAAAGCCGCCUUUGUGUGUCGCCUCUGGCAGUGUGCGAGCCGCUCGUUAGGUAUAUAAAAGAUGAAUGCUUUACAUGCCAGGCUGAGCCAUCAACGGGGGACUGUUUCUGCCUGUCCCAUUGAAGAUCCUGCAGUGGUUUCUUGGCCCCUCUUCCCCUGUGAAUGGAUGGGAGCCGUGCUUUCGCAUGCUGGAUACUGAAUUAGACUGUCUACAAACAGUGGCCCAAGCAGCAUGACCAAACAAUAAGGAUCCCCAGAAGGGCCAGUCCAGUCUUUCACAUACACAUACACACACACAGCAAAAGCAAAUCCACAAUUGUUGUCUGGGAACACCACUGGAUACGUGCAAUCAUGGGAGCGGCCCAUGGGAAAAAGAAAGAGUAUUCUUUCCAGUCAAAGCAAUACAACAAACAGGAGAAGCAUGUUUUUAAUGGCUCAGCAUCUAUGUAUUCUGAAAUACAGAGGGAACGGCCUGAACUUGGGAAUAUCAUGGCUCACCCAGAUUACAUUGAUGGAAACCCUGAUCUUAUCAAGCCUAAAAAGCUCCUCAACCCUGUAAGAGCCUCGAAAAGUCACCAAGAGCUUCACAGGGAGCUGCUUAUGAAUCAUAAAAGAGGACUGGGAGUUGAGAGCAAACCAGAACUGCAGCGAGUCCUGGAGCAUCGGCGACGAAACCAGCUGAUGAGGCAGUGGAAAGAAGAAGAAGAGGCCAAAAAACUGAGGUCUCCAUUUGAGCAAGAACUCAUGAAGAGGCAACAGAGGCUGGAUCAGCUGGAGAGAGAACAAGAGAAACAAGAAGAAAGUGCACCUGAAUUUAUUAAGGUCAAAGAAAACCUGAGGAGAACAUCAACGCUAACUGGAGCAGAGAAAGUUGCGUAGCAUCAGCUGAGAUCAUCUAUUGGUUCAAAUACUUAAACACGGACAUCUCUGUAUAUGGUGGACAUUCAAGGUUAUGUCUUUGGGGCUGUUUACUGUUUGUUAAUGCUUGUUCCAGUAGAAAUCCCCAACAUGGGCUUUUUCAUAACCGCAAAAGACCAUACAGCCAGAGCAUGGGUGUUUUAUGUGGGAGAAGUACACGAGAAAGGGAGUUGAGAAUUGUAAUUACAAUACAUACUCUUCCUCCCAAGUAUUUGGACAAUAAUAAAACCCUGUCCACUCCUUAUUAA
Sphaerodactylus townsendi is the source of this 1518-nucleotide messenger RNA. It is a transcript of the gene FAM107A, whose product is annotated as family with sequence similarity 107 member A. Gene Ontology annotation, biological process: regulation of actin cytoskeleton organization; actin filament bundle assembly; actin filament polymerization. The record is from RefSeq and is a predicted model, not a curated record. The transcript has 5 exons. NCBI's taxonomy places the organism in Eukaryota, Metazoa, Chordata, Lepidosauria, Squamata, Sphaerodactylidae. The coding region runs from base 704 to 1231 and encodes 175 amino acids. Gene Ontology annotation, cellular component: stress fiber; synapse; neuron projection.